Molecule: messenger RNA, 2764 nt
Organism: Planococcus citri (citrus mealybug)
Lineage: Eukaryota; Metazoa; Arthropoda; Insecta; Hemiptera; Pseudococcidae
Gene: nSMase
Product: neutral sphingomyelinase
Exons: 6
Coding region: 1092-2336 (414 amino acids)
Molecular function (GO): sphingomyelin phosphodiesterase activity
Source: RefSeq, a predicted model, not a curated record
AAAAAGCUUUGCGUUUUGUUGAAAUUGACAAAAUUGAAAAUUUUGCUUUAAAUAAAAAAAUUGAAAAAUACAUGUUUUUUUGCUAAAAAUUCUGACUGAUGAUCAGUGUAACUUUACUUGUUGACAUUAUGUCAAAGUCAAACUUUCAAAAAUUUGGAAAAAAUCGAAUGUCUUGGUGGUUUGAACCAAAAAAAAAAAAAAGAAAUUCUCUUUAAGCAGGAAAUCGACAAUUGUGUUUGAGAGUCCUAAAAAAGAAUUGUGAAUCCAGUUUUUCAAUUUUUUCCCCUUCAAAAUGAUGAUUUUAUUUUUCAAAUUUGUAUUUGAGUUGAUAAUAGGUAUGAACAUUGAACAUAGGGGUAGAGGACUGAGAAAAUUCAUAAACCCAGACUUCAAGAUGUUGGUCUUCAAUUAAUUUCUGUAAAAAAAAUGAAUAAUUGGGUCCAUAUUCACCGUUCUUGAAUUGUCUCCUUACUAGUACUGGAUUAGCUUCUUUCAAUUCCUGAUUAAAAUUUAAAAUCAAUACACUAAAUGAAUUUUAUCAUAUCCCUAUCAUUCGUUCAUGCUUGAAAUUAUUGAAUAAAGAGUCGCAGCUAAUUGUGUGAAAUUAAAUUGAAAUUUUCAUCGAGAUGAAUUUUCACCAUCAUUGAACAUAUCUACUGUGGAACCUGAAGAAUUGUCUGGCUAGAAUUUCAAUCAUUAGUUACAGUAUUCAUUUUGUACACGAUUAAAAUGUUUUCAAUAGAAAUUAUGAAGUACUAGUAGCAAAAAUCAUCUCCGAAAUUAUGUUGUAAUUUUGUCGAUUUUUUUCAUGUUAAAUUAGAUACUUAUUUUAAUUCUUGAUUUCUGACUCUAUCGUGAAAUAACGUUUUAGUAGAUAAAUUAUUUUUCGAUGAACAGAUUUACUAAAUUUAUCGAUGAGAAACUCGCAGAAGUACCAUUUUUUUGAUGUGUGUGUAGUGAUGUGAUGUACCAUUUCAGUUUUUGAGUGUAUCAAUGUAUCACUCAUAGACAAAAUUCUACGAUCAAUUCUUCAGGUUCCGUGGUUAUUUCUAUGUUCCAUUUUUCAAAUAGAAUGAUGCACAUGCCAGAUCAUGUCUUUAGAUUUAAAUACUGAUACAUUACGGGGGUAUACCUAUUUUCAUGAAAUAUGGUUAUGUUUCCGAUUUUGUAGGGGUAUCCGGUGGGUUUCAAAAGAUUACAAGUAUCGAAUGAAAGCAAUUUGCGAAGCAUUAUUUCAAGAUCGUAAACAAGAUGUUAUUUGCUUGCAAGAGAUUUGGAAUAUUAGCGAUUUUGAAUGGUUCCAGUUGGAAGCAACGAAUUGUAAAACGUUUCCUUAUUCUCAUUACUUCUACAGUGGCGUGAUGGGAUCCGGUGUUUGUAUAUUUUCAAAAUGGCCUAUCGAAGAAGUACUUUUUCAUAAAUGGCAAGUCAACGGUUACGUUCACAAAGUUUUCCACGCAGAUUGGUACGGUGGUAAAGGUAUCGGUCUUUGUAGAUUAAAUGUCAGAGGAAGACGAGUCAAUAUUUACACAUGCCACACGCAUGCCGAAUACAGUGACGAUGCCGAGUAUUUGGCUCAUCGACUAGUCCAAGCUUUUGAUAUUGCACAAUUCAUCAGAGUUACCUCGCAGAAUGUCGAUUUAGCAGUUUUAGCCGCAGAUCUUAAUACAGAACCAGACGAAUUAUGUUUUAAAAUCAUUACCGACUAUGCUGACUUGAAUGAUUCGUUUAAGCUAGAUCGCGUGAAGUUUUUGGGAACGUAUGGAAGUUCCGGAAAUAGUUACAGUGAUCCUAAAACGGUGAAGAAAAACCCUCAAGGACAACGUAUCGAUUAUAUUUUGUACAAAGCUGGUCCCAAUGCUAACGUCGAAUGUUGGGAUUAUUGUAAUCCACUGCAACAAACGAUUCCAUUAUGCUCCUAUAGUUAUUCUGAUCACGAUGCCAUAUCAGCCAUGUUCAAAAUUAGUGAUAAAUUUUUCUUAGACGAUAAUCACGGUCAUUUUGAACAGCCUUCAAAAAGCUACAAAGAAUCGCUCGAAGAAGCAUAUCUAGUUUGUGAUAAAGCUGCCGAAGAAUUAUCCAAUCAUAUGAAAUGGUGCUUUCGAAUUUGCAUUAUGUGUAUAGUCAUUUUUAUUGUUUCGCUCAUCAGUUUUUGUUUCGUUAACGAUAGAAUUUUACCAUUAGUUUCUUUAGGGUGUUCAUUUUUCAUAUGUUUAUGUUCGUUAUUCACAUUAGUUUGGAAACAAAUGGAGCGUAGAGGUAUACUUUGCGCUGCUCAUGGAAUGAAACUUUCUAUCAGAGGCGAGAACGAUAAUUGUGAGAAAAAAGUUGAUUAGGAUUUUUAACGUAAUUGUGAUUAUUUGGCUGAUUAAUUUUGUGAAUUAGUUUUAUUAGAAUGACUGGUAGUGAGAUGGUCCAUCUGCUAUCUAUUCGGUGUUUUAUUUUUCAAAAAAGUUGUUAUUGAAUUAAUCAUUGUACGUGCAAUGUGCAUGUUUACCCUUGAAUUUCGAUAUCAAUUUUAUAGUUAUUUAUUUAUCUAAAAUCAAAAUUGACACUGUUCCUAUUCAAUUUAUUAUUUCAUCAGUGCAAUUAAGCAUAGCAUUUUGAUUUAAAUAUACGUUGGUGAGUAUAGCGAGCACCACUAGUCUGUCAAUUUACUUUCAAUUAGACAUUUCAUUACGUAUUACCUACCUAUACUAUAAAUUUAAUUUUUUGAAUGAGAUUUAUGUGAGAUUAUCAACUUUUAAACCCCCCCCCCCCCCAG